Molecule: messenger RNA, 1146 nt
Organism: Maniola jurtina (meadow brown)
Lineage: Eukaryota; Metazoa; Arthropoda; Insecta; Lepidoptera; Nymphalidae
Product: otoferlin-like
Exons: 6
Coding region: 1-1146 (381 amino acids)
Biological process (GO): plasma membrane organization
Source: RefSeq, a predicted model, not a curated record
AUGACGCUAAGUUUGAAAAUCAACAGUUUCAAAGUAUUGAAAUGUAAAAAUGAGAAAUUCGCGAGGUUGGAUUUCAGAGGUUUGGUGAAGUACUCCGCCAUACUGCUGGACGACGAUGAGAUCCUCUUCGUGAAUCAGACGUUCGAGUGGCCGGUGACGUCGCCGCUGCUGCCGGGCGAGGUGGUGACGGUGCAGCUGCUGGCGCGCGGGCGCUGGGGCGCGCCGCGCAUGCUCGGCGUGUACCGGCUGGGCCUGCACGUGCUCGUGGCGGACGGCCAGCUCGCGCUCACCGACUCGCUCGUCGACGACAACAACCGCGCCGUUCCGGUGUUCAUAGACAUGGCCAUUUUGUAUGUGCACCCAGAUCUCAUCGCUAGCGACAACGACGCGAGCAGGAAGCAGCUGCCGGCCGUGCCCGCCGUGCCCGCCGUGCCCGCCGUGCCCGCCGUGCCCGCCGUGCCCGCCGUGCACGCGCCGCGCCCCAGCACGUCGCGCCGCAGCUCCAACAAGGAGUCCACGGCCGGCUCCAGCGUCAGCUCCGACCAAGAGAACCCUUUGGACGACCUCGAGCGGAACAUCGCUAACAUCGAACGCUCUAUGCACAAGGACACCGUGAUUGACAUGGAACCCGAAGACGAAUCGCGUACCCGCAAGUUGAAAGUUGCCGGCAAACGCUUGCUGCGCCGUGGAUUAUCCGGGACAAGUGAAAAAGGUCCUCAACCUCCAGAAAGCAGACGGACAACGUUCAAGAGCGUACGCAGCUUCAUCCGCCUCGGCCGGGGCCGGCGCCGGGAGGUCACCCCGGACGAGGAGCAGGCCUUGCUGCCCGCGCCCGGCGCGUGCGCGGCCUCCGGGCGCCCCGCGAGCCCGACCUCCGCGUCCUCCGACGAGAUGCUGGUCGACACUCGCGGCUGCCCGGACACUCCGCACAAGAAACGAAUGAUGAGUAUAGUGGACGCUGCGGGAACGUCGGCGCUGAAGGCGGCGGACUUCCAGGUGUGCGUCACCAUCAUCGAGGCGCGGCAGCUGGCCGGCCUCAACAUGGACCCCGUGGUGUGCGUGCAGGUGGGCGACGUGCGCAACUACACCAGCGUCAAGGAGAGCACCAACUGCCCCUACUACAACGAGGUAAGAGUUACAGGAUGA